Paramuricea clavata is the source of this 892-nucleotide messenger RNA. NCBI's taxonomy places the organism in Eukaryota, Metazoa, Cnidaria, Anthozoa, Malacalcyonacea, Plexauridae. The record is from the annotation of a GenBank genome assembly.
AUGCAAGAUCUUAAGCAGCGAACACUAGAGAAAAUCCAAUUUCUAAAGGACAACGGAUACAAUGUCGUACAGAUUUGGACGUGUGAUAUUGAGCGUCAACUUCCCACCGAACCCGAGAUGAAGGAUUUCUUCGACAAUUUCGAAAUAUUUGAGCCUCUAGAACCUCGUCAUGCGUUCUUUGGUGGUCGUACAAACGCCUUUACUACGACGUCCAGCCAGAAGAGAAGAUCCGCUACGUGGAUUCUGCAGCCUCUACCCAUGUUAGCAACUUUUAACUCAAACGUGCUUGUCGUUAACCUUGUUAAGCAAUUUUUAGGUGUAACAAAUACAGCGAGUAUCCUGUUGGCCAUCCCGAGAUUAUUACUGAGAACUUUCAACCUAUCAGUGACUACUUUGGUUUGGUGAAAUGUUCUGUGCUUCCCCCUCGUGCCCCAUACCACCCCGUCCUCCCUUACCGUACUCAGGGUAAAUUGAUGUUCCCGUUAUGUCGUACCUGUGCCGAUAACCUUAAGCAAGAGCCCUGUCAUCACAGCGACGCCGAGCGAACACUUCAUGGGACGUGGGUGACUUUGGAACUUCAAAAAGCACUAGAGAAAGGCACUUCCCCGAGCAUACAGAUUGACUGUUUGAGGACUAUAUUGACACAUUCUUCAAAAUCAAGCAAGAGGUAAGGUUUCAUGACAUGUGUGAUACUGUCACAUCAUUAGUUUCUUAUUACUCCUUUCUCUUUUGCAGGCGAGUGGCUUUCCUCCGGAAUGUGACACCGACGAGAAGAAGGAGCAGUACAUCGCUGACUACGCAACAAAAGAAGGUAUUCAGCUGGAUCCAAGACAGAUUGUCAAGAAUCCUGGUCUGAGGGCGUUGGCGAAGCUCAUGCUGAACUCUUUUGGGC